AAUUCACUGUUUAUUUUUUUAAUGAGUGAUCGAAGCAAUUAAUUCAAAUUUUUUCGGCUUUUAGAGAUAUAGCAUUUCACAAUGAUUGCAAACGAAGACAGCUGCUUCACUAGCCAGGAAGUAAUUCCCGAUUCCUCAAGUUUGUCAACUUCUAAAAGCAAAGGAGUAAUUCCUAAGCAAGCAUUUGAAGGCUAUUACUCUCCAGUUCCGGAUCGACAUGCUGCCGAGUACAACAUGAACCACAAGAAACGCGGCAUGGCUAUAAUCUUCAAUCAUAAGAAUUUCGAUGAACGAAUGGGACAGGACACUCGGCACGGCACCGAUGUGGACGUUGCGAAUUUAGAGAGAGUGCUCCAGCAGCUUCACUUUGAUGUUAUCCAAUACAAAGACUUGUGCCACAAUGAGAUUGUGAGAGUCGUUAAGAGAGCUGCAUCGGAAAAUCACGAGAACAACGAUUGCAUUUUAAUUGCCAUACUCUCCCAUGGAAUUAAGGGCUAUAUUUUUGCCAACGACGGUAUGUAUAAGCUAGCGGAUAUCUGUGACUUCUUUACGCCCAACAAUUGUCCCACGCUGGCUGGCAAACCGAAGCUGUUCUUUGUGCAGGCUUGCCAGGGAGAUCAAAUGGAUGGAGGCGUCACAAUGAAAGUGCAAACCGACGGCAGCUCCGAUGUUAGCUACAAGAUUCCGCUACAUGCGGACUUCCUCAUUGCCUACUCCACCUUACCGGGCUUUUACUCCUGGCGCAAUCAAAAAAAAGGCUCCUGGUUUAUUCAGAGCCUGUGCCUGGAGCUGGAAAGCAAUGGAAAACACUUGGACUUGAUGACUCUGCUGACAUUCGUCUGCCGGCGUGUUGCCGUGAAGUUUGAGUCUAACACUGAUAAUCCAGAUAUGCAUCAAAAGAAGCAGAUCCCUUGCAUUACCACAAUGCUUACCCGCACCGUAUUAUUCAACGACAAGCCUAUGAAUAAUUCCAAAUGCUUUUAAAACUUACUGAC
Drosophila innubila is the source of this 995-nucleotide messenger RNA. Its product is annotated as caspase-like. The coding region runs from base 82 to 984 and encodes 300 amino acids. The record is from RefSeq and is a predicted model, not a curated record. NCBI's taxonomy places the organism in Eukaryota, Metazoa, Arthropoda, Insecta, Diptera, Drosophilidae. The transcript has a single exon. Gene Ontology annotation, cellular component: cytoplasm. Gene Ontology annotation, biological process: apoptotic process; proteolysis.